AAAGAAAAACAUCCUUGUACUCGAAUUUCUUGCGGAAGAAGUAGCUUUUCGUCCUUACGUAGAAGUGAGGAAGCCCUGUCCAUAGAUUUUCUUCAAAAGCAUUUACAGAUUUGUUCAGCAGAGAGACACGGACAAGAGAGGGAUCUCCACGAUAAUCUUCAGUCCAGCCAUAACUCAAAAUGUCUAGGAGAUAUGAUAGUCGAACAACAAUCUUCUCCCCUGAAGGUCGUCUUUUCCAAGUUGAAUAUGCAAUGGAGGCCAUUGGCAAUGCAGGUGCUGCAAUUGGAAUAUUAUCAAAAGAUGGGGUUGUCUUGGUUGGUGAAAAAAAGGUUACUUCCAAACUUCUGCAAACCUCAGGUUCCACUGAGAAGAUGUACAAGAUUGAUGAUCAUGUUGCAUGUGCUGUGGCUGGAAUAAUGUCUGAUGCCAAUAUCCUAACUAACACAGCUAGGGUCCAAGCCCAACGCUACACGUUUGCUUACCAAGAGCCCAUGCCGGUCGAGCAGCUAGUUCAAUCCCUUUGUGAUACUAAGCAAGGGUACACUCAAUUUGGAGGUCUCCGGCCUUUUGGUGUUUCAUUUCUAUUUGCAGGAUGGGACAAGAAUCUUGGUUUUCAGUUGUAUAUGAGCGACCCUAGUGGGAACUACGGAGGUUGGAAAGCUGCAGCAAUUGGUGCGAACAACCAGGCAGCACAAUCAAUGCUUAAACAGGAUUACAAGGAUGAUAUCACAAGGGAAGGGGCAGUCGAGCUUGCACUGAAGGUGCUCAGUAAAACCAUGGACAGCACGAGUCUUAGUUCAGAUAAGCUUGAAUUAGCUGAGCUUUUCCUCUCACCUUCCGGCACUGUUAAGUAUCAAGUUUCAUCGCCCGAGUCUCUGACAAAGUUGCUGGUGAAGUUUGGAGUGAACCAACCUACCACUGAAGAUUCCUAAAGCCAUGUUAUUAUGUACUGUUUCAUAAGAAAAAGAUGUUAUCUGAUUUCAGUUUCUUUUCUUAAUGUCUUUGGUAGUAGAUUGGAACCAAUGGAGCCUGUUUUUUUCAGAUAAAAAUGAUCACAUUUGGUAAUGUUAAUUUUCUUCUCUGCAGUUGAUAU
Messenger RNA from Juglans microcarpa x Juglans regia, 1093 nucleotides. RefSeq names its product proteasome subunit alpha type-4-A-like. Gene Ontology annotation, cellular component: proteasome core complex; proteasome core complex, alpha-subunit complex; nucleus. Gene Ontology annotation, biological process: ubiquitin-dependent protein catabolic process. Bases 180 to 932 code for a protein of 250 amino acids. NCBI's taxonomy places the organism in Eukaryota, Viridiplantae, Streptophyta, Magnoliopsida, Fagales, Juglandaceae. The transcript has 2 exons. The record is from RefSeq and is a predicted model, not a curated record.